Dicentrarchus labrax (European seabass) is the source of this 5059-nucleotide messenger RNA. It is a transcript of the gene atp2a2b, whose product is annotated as ATPase sarcoplasmic/endoplasmic reticulum Ca2+ transporting 2b. Gene Ontology annotation, molecular function: ATP hydrolysis activity; P-type calcium transporter activity; ATP binding. Gene Ontology annotation, cellular component: membrane. The record is from RefSeq and is a predicted model, not a curated record. The transcript has 23 exons. Gene Ontology annotation, biological process: calcium ion transmembrane transport; intracellular calcium ion homeostasis. Lineage: Eukaryota; Metazoa; Chordata; Actinopteri; Moronidae. The coding region runs from base 575 to 3703 and encodes 1042 amino acids.
CACGCGAGAGCUGCAGCGGACAAACGCGAUUGGUUCCGAUGAGGAUUCUAGUGAUUCCGCAACACACAGGCAGAGCGGGCGAGGGGAGCAGAGCUGCAACUUAGCCACAUGUUUAAAUGAUCUCUUUAGACAGAUUCAUUCUGGAAGUCGGUUUUUUGUUUUUUUGUUUUUUUUUUUAAAAGAGGAAGAUAUUGAAACAUCCAAUCGAGGCUGCGCUGUUGAUAUGAGUUGUUCAUUCAAGGUCUCACACGAAGGCUAGCGGAGCACAGCCGGCGAAUUCAAGCGGAGCCAGAGGAGCCCAACAGUUAACGUUAGCUAGCUGUAGCCUGUUAGCAAUCCGUUAGCUCCGGAGCCGCUAACUCGUUCACUCUAAAGCCACAGGCACCUGUCCGACGCGCUGUCCAGUGUCAUAGCUAAUUAACCGGUAACAGCCAGCACCGUGGACUCUUGCUCUAACAACAUUGCCAGGUAUUUUUUGUGCCAGGGUGACCUCAAACAGGAGGAGAGAACCGUGACGGGUUGAGGUUGGGACCAACAGGGCGAAACAAGCGGUGUCCUCAAGUGGCCGUUCACCAUGGACAACGCACACACAAAGACGGUCGAAGAAGUUUACAGCUUUUUUAACGUGAAUGAAAGCACAGGUCUGAGUUUAGAGCAAGUGAAGAAACAACGGGAGCAGUAUGGACCAAACGAAUUGCCAGCUGAGGAGGGUAAAUCCCUAUGGGAACUAGUGGUUGAACAGUUUGAAGAUUUGCUUGUGAGGAUCCUUUUACUUGCUGCCUGCAUAUCCUUUGUACUGGCCUGGUUUGAAGAGGGAGAAGAAACCGUUACAGCCUUUGUGGAGCCUUUUGUUAUCCUACUUAUUCUCAUAGCAAAUGCUAUUGUCGGAGUCUGGCAGGAGCGAAAUGCAGAAAAUGCCAUUGAAGCACUUAAAGAGUAUGAGCCAGAGAUGGGGAAGGUGUACCGCCAGGAUAGGAAGAGUGUCCAGAGAAUCAAGGCCAGGGACAUUGUGCCUGGGGACAUCGUGGAGGUAGCAGUUGGCGAUAAAGUGCCUGCAGACAUCAGGCUGUCUUCUAUCAAGUCAACCACACUGAGGGUAGACCAAUCAAUUCUUACAGGAGAGUCUGUGUCUGUGAUCAAACACACUGAUCCAGUGCCUGACCCACGUGCUGUCAACCAGGACAAGAAGAACAUGCUGUUUUCUGGCACCAACAUUGCAGCUGGUAAGGCUGUUGGUGUAGUGGUGGCCACAGGUGGAAACACAGAGAUUGGCAAAAUCCGAGAUGAGAUGGCAUCAACAGAGCAGGAGCGCACACCACUGCAGCAGAAGCUGGACGAGUUCGGACAGCAACUAUCCAAGGUUAUUACACUGAUCUGCAUUGCUGUGUGGAUCAUCAAUAUUGGACAUUUCAAUGAUCCCGUCCAUGGUGGCUCAUGGAUCCGAGGCGCGGUCUACUACUUCAAGAUUGCUGUGGCUUUGGCAGUUGCUGCUAUCCCUGAGGGUCUGCCUGCUGUCAUCACUACUUGCCUGGCUUUAGGGACACGCCGCAUGGCCAAGAAGAAUGCCAUUGUCCGCAGUUUACCCUCUGUGGAGACCCUUGGCUGUACAUCUGUCAUCUGUUCUGACAAGACUGGCACACUGACCACCAAUCAGAUGUCUGUGUGUAGGAUGUUUAUCAUUGAUCGGGCAGAGAGUGAUCACUGUUCAUUAAAGGAAUUCACUAUAACUGGCUCUACAUAUGCUCCGGAUGGGGAAGUGUUCAAUGAUGGCAAACCAGUCAAAUGUUCCCAGUAUGAUGCCUUGGUGGAGCUGGCCUCUAUCUGUGCUCUCUGUAAUGAUUCCUCACUGGACUUUAAUGAGACCAAAGGCGUCUAUGAGAAGGUGGGUGAGGCCACAGAGACGGCUCUCACAUGUCUGGUGGAGAAGAUGAACGUAUUCGAUACAGAUGUUAAAGGCCUGUCCAAGAUUGAGAGAGCCAACGCCUGUAAUUCUGUGAUCAAGCAGCUGAUGAAGAAAGAGUUUACCUUGGAAUUUUCCAGAGACAGGAAGUCCAUGUCUGUGUAUUGCACUCCUAAUAAAGCCCGUUCCUCUGUUGGCAAGAUGUUUGUAAAGGGUGCCCCUGAGGGAGUGAUUGACCGGUGCACACACAUCCGUGUAGGCAGUAACAAGGUGCCCUUGACCCCUGGCAUCAAAGACAAGCUAAUGUCUGUGAUCAGGGAAUAUGGAACUGGCAGGGAUACCCUGCGCUGCCUGGCUCUGGCCACCCGAGACAGCCUCAUGAACAAAGAUGAGAUGGUGUUUGAGGACUCCACCCGCUUUAUUGAAUAUGAGACUGAUCUGACAUUCGUUGGAUGUGUGGGUAUGCUGGAUCCUCCCAGGGCAGAGGUAGCAGCUUCUAUUAGACUCUGCCGUCUCGCAGGCAUCCGAGUAAUUAUGAUCACUGGAGACAACAAGGGAACGGCAGUGGCCAUCUGCAGACGUAUUGGGAUUUUUGGAGAAGACGAUGAUGUUUCCAGCAUGGCGUACACUGGCCGAGAGUUUGAUGAUCUGUCACCUGCUGCGCAGAGAGACGCUGUGAUCAAGGCCCGCUGCUUUGCCCGUGUUGAGCCUUCACAUAAAUCCAAGAUUGUGGAGUUUCUACAGUCUUAUGAUGAAAUCACAGCUAUGACUGGUGAUGGAGUAAACGACGCUCCUGCUCUAAAGAAGGCUGAAAUUGGUAUUGCCAUGGGCUCAGGAACAGCUGUGGCGAAGAGCGCCUCAGAGAUGGUGCUGGCUGAUGAUAACUUCUCGACCAUUGUAGCUGCAGUUGAGGAAGGCAGAGCCAUUUAUAACAACAUGAAACAGUUCAUCAGAUACCUCAUCUCUUCAAACGUGGGCGAAGUUGUCUGCAUCUUCCUGACUGCAGCUCUGGGGUUCCCUGAAGCCCUUAUCCCUGUCCAGCUGCUUUGGGUCAACCUGGUGACUGAUGGUUUGCCCGCCACUGCUUUAGGCUUCAACCCCCCAGACUUGGACAUCAUGAGUAAGCCACCACGUAACGCCCGCGAGCCCCUCAUCUCUGGAUGGCUCUUCUUCAGAUACCUAGCUAUUGGAUGUUAUGUGGGUGCUGCCACUGUUGGUGCUGCCGCCUGGUGGUUUGUUGCUGCUGAGGAUGGUCCAAGGAUCACCUUUUACCAGCUGAGCCACUUCCUGCAGUGUGGUCCAGAGAAUCCAGACUUCCAGGAUCUGGACUGUAAGGUGUUUGAGUCCCCUUACCCUAUGACCAUGGCCCUGUCUGUGCUGGUCACCAUUGAGAUGUGCAAUGCCCUGAACAGUGUGUCAGAGAACCAGUCCCUGCUGAGGAUGCCUCCCUGGGAGAACGUGUGGCUACUGGGAGCCAUCUGCCUCUCCAUGUCCCUUCACUUCCUCAUCCUCUAUGUGGAGCCUCUUCCAAUCAUCUUCCAGAUCACCCCUCUGAACCUGACACAAUGGCUGAUGGUGCUCAAGAUCUCACUGCCCGUUAUUCUACUGGAUGAGUUUCUCAAGUUUGCCGCCAGGAACUACCUGGAGCCCGGUAAAGAACUGGAGAAGCCUGCCAGCUCCAAAGGCUGCUUCCUGUCUGCAUGUAUGGAGGGCAUCUCCUGGCCCUUCGUGGCCAUUUCCCUCCCCUUGGUUCUCUGGAUCUACAGCUCCGACACUAACAUGGCCGACAUGUUCUGGUCCUGACUGACUUGAGCACAACCUCGACUUUUCCACCCCCUCCCACCACCAUCACCUCCCUCUUUCCUCUCCCCUCUCCCCUCUCUGCCUUCCUAAAUGUGCAUAGCUAGCGUGUGUGUGCGUGUUUGUAGAGUUAGUGUGUGUGUACCGUGUGUGUAUGAGAAGGACCAACUUUAACACAUGAAACGUAACAAAUAAUAUAAAAUGUUAUAAUUAGAAGUAUAGAAGUCACCUGGUUUGAGUUGGAAUAGGAUCUGAGAACGGGUGAGGCUUUAAACGCGAGUGUCAGAAGACCAUCACUCCCGUAGCUGUGGACUUUGUUGCUGGUUUAAAACGAAAUAUACUUCAGCCAUUUUUUUUUUCUUACUGUCAAUAUUGCCUUUAAGGUUGAUAUUUUUAAUGAUUUUGGAAAUAUCAUUUGUCUUAUGUCACUACUGCAAAUUGUUUUGUUUAGCAUCCCUCUUCAAGAAAAGAAAAUUUAAGAUAUCAUAAAUCAGUUGAUCUGUACAGAGAUUGAAUUUUAUGCAACUUUUUUUUUUAAUGGCUUUGUAAAUCUUUUGACCAGCGUGGCUUAGACAUACCGCCUUGAUUUUGUUUGUUUUUGUUUUCCAAUGUUUACCAUUGUGUCUUCAGUAUAUACUCAAAACUCUUUCAGAGAGGACGAGCUCUGUGUGGCAGACGAGGACGGGGGAAAGGUUUGGGAGUGAACGUUUGAAUGCUCCGCUUAAACAAAAGAAAAAAGAAAAAGAAUUCAGAAAAAAGCAAAAACCGCAUGUCCUGUGACAAAGCAUGAACUCUAUGUGGUUUCUCAUUUCUAAUUUAAUUGUGUGUGCCCCCCCCCUCUUUAAUGUUAGAAUAUAAAUUCAAUUCAUGGAUGUGUUUUGGUUUUUUUACUAUAAUGAUUUGAAAAGAAGCCAGUUUUUCUGCACUGGGCAGAGCACAGCUACCUCAAUAUGAUAAAAAGAUUUAUUUUUUUUGCUCAUCUCUAGAUGCUCUUCCUAAAUGGUAUUGCUAAAGCGUAACAUCUGAGGUGUGCCCCUAUUUGCUUGUGCAGAAAACAGAACAAAAUGUUCCUUCCCUCUAACAUUUUUAAGGAUAUAUUUUGUUUAUAUUGAUUUUUGACACUCACUAACUUUAUUCGUGGUUUGCUUUGGAGACAGAAUAUAAGUGGGGAUGAUGUAAGUCAAUUACCAUCUCCAUAGUGUUUGAUUCAAAGGACAGUAAUAGUCUGAAUCUUAAGGAAAAAUACUAAUACAGAGAGUACUCCAAAUGAACUCCAAAUGAACUUGGAUUGCAAAUAAGAACCCAAAAUGUUGUUUUUUACUUCAAAGAAAAAUACACUCAUAAACCCUUUGAAUCAAA